Messenger RNA from Salvia hispanica, 1062 nucleotides. RefSeq lists its product as uncharacterized. Gene Ontology annotation, biological process: regulation of DNA-templated transcription. The record is from RefSeq and is a predicted model, not a curated record. Gene Ontology annotation, molecular function: DNA binding; DNA-binding transcription factor activity. Lineage: Eukaryota; Viridiplantae; Streptophyta; Magnoliopsida; Lamiales; Lamiaceae.
GCUAAACACAACCAUAACACUUAAACCAUACCACCUUCCUCUAAAUUCCUCUCUCUCUUCACAAAUUUUGAUUCUGUUAUCUGUUUUGUUUGAUCGAAUUCUGGCAUGGGAUUGAGCAGCAAACAGGUUUCGGGCGAUCAAACUCUGGAUUGGGGCCAAACCUUCCUGCAGUCAGCGGCGGCGGAGACGUCGAAACCGCCGCCAAGCCGGCGGCAGCAGCAGCCGCCUCAAUCGGAGGCGUUGAAGUGCCCGAGGUGCGCCUCCACCAACACCAAAUUCUGCUACUACAACAACUACAACAAGUCUCAGCCACGCCAUUUCUGCAAAUCCUGCAAGCGCCACUGGACCAAAGGCGGCACCCUCCGCAACAUCCUCGUCGGCGCCGCCCGCAAAAACAAACGCCCCAGGGUUUCCAAACCCGCCAAAUCCCCGCCCUCGACCGCGCAGAAAAACAUGUCAAACAUCCUCUACCACGCAUUGAUCGGCCGCUCCUCCUCCUCCUCCUCCUCGUCGCCGCUGCUGCUGCGUGAAACGACGUCGUCGAAUUCGAAAGGUAUCGACAAAACUCCUCCCCCUUUCAGCGCCGCUCCGAUUAUUCCAGCCUCCGAAUUCCAAUUCUCCUCGAGCUUCGACGCGAAUAAUGCAUUUGAUCAUCACUUCGCCGGAAAUCUCGAUUCGAUGGAGGAGUCGACAAUCACCACCGUGAAUGCUGCGUGGGAGAUGGAUUUGCCGAAUUAUUGGAGCUGGAACGACAUCGAUGCGUUGACAUCGGCUGAUCUGAGUUUGUCGUGGGAUGAUGAUAUUGAAGAAGACAAACCAGCCAUCAAACCCUAAAAUUCUGAUUUGGGGAUUAAUUUGAAUGUUAUGGUGGUUUGAUCCAUUUUAGACGUGGAGGAAUGAUUAAUAGCUUAAUUAAUUUUAAGAGAUUGGUGUGAAUUCCGUUUGUGUCAAAUUUGUAACUAUCAUGUCAUAUAGUUUGUGGAAGCUGUCCUUUUUAGUAUCAGCUUCGGAGGUACGUACAACACUUAUUUAAUUAAUGUGUCGAAUUGGGUUUGUUUGUUA